Messenger RNA from Pomacea canaliculata, 2462 nucleotides. Its product is annotated as proteasome assembly chaperone 3-like. Gene Ontology annotation, biological process: proteasome assembly. The coding region runs from base 98 to 685 and encodes 195 amino acids. The transcript is spliced from 4 exons. NCBI's taxonomy places the organism in Eukaryota, Metazoa, Mollusca, Gastropoda, Architaenioglossa, Ampullariidae. The record is from RefSeq and is a predicted model, not a curated record.
ACUUGUAAAACAUUGUCGUCGUCUCUUGCCAACACGUCUAGUUACGGCAGGGGAGCCUACUGCAUCUCUGAGAACACGCUAUUAGAGUUAUCCCACUAUGGCGCUCUCGGCGAUGAAUUCACAGAACAAGUUCCCAGUGUCUUCUGCAGAGGCAGCAGUGGUGGUGAAAGGCAAUCAUACUGAUAUCCAUUGUAGUGUCUUCGCUGAUCACAUCUACAUCAUUGUUACACAAUACUGCAAAAUUGGAUCCUUGGUGUGUGUAAGACCAGAAUCAGUUGCAGAUGAAGUGGGAGACCUGAUCCCAAUGUUUGACACAAAAAUAAUUUUUGGUCAAGAUCAGCCUCUGACACAUGUUAUGGCUAAACAUAUUGUCAUGGCUUUGAAGCCAAGCGUUCGAGUAUUACUAGCUCUGUCUUUAAAAGACACCACCCACGACACUUUGACAGCUAUCCUACCAACCAUUCAGUCUUGUGUGGCACAAGCUCAGGAACAUCUAGACCUCAGGCUAAUGGAUGCCAAUCUCCCAACAGUUGAUGCUGGUGUGAAUUUCUACUACAGGCCAGCAUUAGAGACAGUGUUUAUCACCAAGACAAUUCACUCCACCACUUCUGAGUCCAGGUCACUUCUUUUCACUGGUUGCUUAUCACAUGAAGGUGAUUGUAAUGGUGCAAGUGAAGCAGACUGAGGAGUGCUCACCAUUACAUUUUCCCUGCAGACACAUAUUUACUCAUCAUACAUGUUGCUGCAGUCUUUUUCAAAGCUCAGAUUUCCUGAGCGCACUGUUGGUAGUGGUUAUUUCUCACAAUGUUAUGGCACUCACUAUGGUUAAGGUGACUUCAGCUUUGAAGUGCUUUAUGGGGCACCUUUUUAUUUGUAUACUUAUGAACAACACUGAUUAUGAUAAACAUGAUCUUAUCAAACAUUACAGUGGCACUUACAGAGAACUGAUUCUCUUUGAAUAAUAAUAAUAAUAUAAAAUGUGGCUUUUUGUUACUAGUCUGGUGUAUGAAUUCUAGAUGGAGUAAACCAGUAAUUCUUACUUGAAGCAUUAUUCUUUUCGAGAUUUAAUAGAAUGUUGUAGGAUAUAUAACUAGGAACAGUAUUUCUGCAUCAGUUAUGUUAUAUUAAGCAUCUUGCCCUUAAAUUUCUAUUUCCCCAAUUAAUGUUGCUCCCCUUUGAUUAAAAUAUAUAAUCACCGUGGUACUUUGCUUGAGAGUUAUUUGUUUAUAAUGUUUUGUUUAUAUUUACCUUUCCUAUAGAUUUGUUAUUGAGACAAGCGCUUGUAAUGGUAUUCUUAAACAUGCAUUUUGUUGUCUUGAGGAGUCAGUGCAAUAGAACCAUGUACACCGUGAAUCUUUAAUAAUCAUCUGUAUUUUUACCAUGUAAGCAUGUGUGCAUAUGCAGGCACAUGAUACAGAUGAAGGAAUAAGAAUAUUAUUUUCAUUAAAACAAAGCCAAACAAACAUUCAAACUUCAAGCAACAUUUUUCACUGAGAAACAUUCACAAAAUUGUGAAGGCUUUCAGUAUAUAUAUCGCAACAUUUUUUUAUAUCUCCAUAGUCAGUGCAAUGUGUAUAUUGUACAUGCUAUACACACAAAAUAUAACAUUAUUAAAGAAAAAUACAGCACCUUAUAAGGCACAUGUCAGAUGGAAGAUAUUCUUAGAAAAUAUAAAUGCUGCAAGAAUCAAAUUUCAAAAUAACAAAGUGAUGACACAACAGAUUUUAAUCAGCAAGAUUGGAUCUAUUCACAUAAGCUUCUUGCUUUCCAGCAGAAACUUGUUUAAAAACAGAAUCAAAUAUGUACAAAACACUUGUUUUUCCCUUAAUAAGAGUAAUUUAGGCAGCAUCUCAACAUCUAUGCUUCAGACCUGUUUUGUAUUACCCACUGUGGUAUUUGGAUGCAUGACUGGCUUUGUUCUCUAAAUGGACAGUAAGGCUUGUGAUUCUGGAAUAAUGAUCUGCGAUUUCACAAGAGAAGCUUGAAGCAUGGUGAAGAGUCUGGUGCAAACUUCCAUGCAUCUAGAGAAGGACAAAGAAUCAGGUGUUUGGAUGCUCCCAAUCCCCUGCUUUCAAUUUUCUUUCUCCUGUCUACAAAAAAAGCGAGACUAUAGGCUCAGUGUGACCACAGCAGCAUGUCUUUCAGGAAAGAAGUUUAUCUGCUGACCUCAGAUGAAAAGAGGUAGAAAUGAAAGGCUUAGUAUUCUAAGCUGCUAAAAACAUAACUUUUGUCACACUGUGAUCUCUAGUAACAGCACAUAGCAGUGAUGAUUACAUCUGAACUUGCCAACAAAACAUUUAGAAUAUGAGGUAGAUUGUAAUAAAGUCAUUGUGUUUCUAGUGGAAAACGGUCUUCACUUAGAAUACACAUUUGAAUACACUGACAGCAUCUCAAAAAGGGGGGUGGGAUGGGGGAUGAAAGCAUUUCAGGAAGACUGGUAGUCUCUGUUCUUAAACAUUUUU